Messenger RNA from Orussus abietinus, 1729 nucleotides. RefSeq names its product ADP-ribosylation factor-like protein 8B-A (gene Arl8). The record is from RefSeq and is a predicted model, not a curated record. Gene Ontology annotation, molecular function: GTPase activity; GTP binding. The coding region runs from base 530 to 1090 and encodes 186 amino acids. Gene Ontology annotation, cellular component: lysosomal membrane. The transcript has 4 exons. Lineage: Eukaryota; Metazoa; Arthropoda; Insecta; Hymenoptera; Orussidae. Gene Ontology annotation, biological process: protein transport; anterograde axonal transport.
GAUAUUAAAUAUGUUCUAAAACAUUCUUAUUUGAAGAAAAAUCACUUGACUCCUUUAGCAAUAGCAUCCAUUAAGACCAAUGAUGAUAUUCGUAACUGAAAGGAUUAUUUUUAAAAGGAGUAUUUUCAAAUUACAAACCACUGACUAGCGAAGUCUUCUGGGAAUUGUGCUAACAAUUUAUUAAAAAUUUUCUGCACCAGCUUGCAAAAAGCACACACACCUAGGUCAUUUCCUGAUUUGUUGAGGAGGUAAAAUCGAUUGAUAAAGUAUUGGUGCAUGAAGACGAAACCGUAGGUGGAUAAUCACUCCAGGGAUUGACUAGCGUCGUAUACGUCAUUCGGCAACAGCAGUGAGACUUGUUCAUACGCAGUGCGUCUAAACGAAGCCAGUAGGUAGGCAAGGGAGCAGACGAGCGGACCGAAGGGUGACGUCGUCUAUGCGAAUGGGCAGCACAUUGAAAACUUUAAACGCCUCGGAGUGAAACGGUAGCCGUUGGAACAUUUAAAUCAAGUCAGCACCCGUGACCAGGAUGUUGGCGUUAAUCAAUCGAAUCCUGGAUUGGUUCAAGUCCCUGUUCUGGAAGGAGGAAAUGGAACUUACCUUGGUCGGCCUGCAGUACAGCGGGAAGACCACGUUCGUUAAUGUCAUUGCGUCGGGGCAAUUUAGUGAAGAUAUGAUACCAACUGUUGGUUUUAACAUGCGUAAAAUAACAAAGGGUAACGUCACCAUUAAAGUAUGGGAUAUCGGAGGCCAACCAAGGUUUAGAUCUAUGUGGGAGCGAUAUUGUAGAGGAGUUAAUGCGAUAGUUUACAUGGUAGACGCAGCAGAUUCGGAAAAAAUCGAAGCAAGCCGGAACGAGCUUCACAACUUGUUGGAUAAACCCCAGCUGGCUGGCAUACCUGUAUUGGUACUCGGCAACAAGAGGGAUUUACCACAUGCAUUGGAUGAGAAUGGAUUAAUAGAUAGAAUGAAUUUAUCUGCCAUACAGGAUCGAGAAAUUUGUUGCUACAGCAUUUCGUGCAAGGAGAAAGACAAUAUCGAUAUAACGUUGCAGUGGCUUAUAGCACAUUCCAAAGGUGGUGUUCGUUAGUACGUGUAAUAUGUACAUCGUACCGCGUUGCGCAGAGAGGAGCCCGAGAACCGAGAAACGGAAUUGGGAACAAUCGAGUGGGAGAGAACGUUUGUUAAACUUUGGUUAAAUCCGAGCAAUUAUAGCGAACUCCGUAAUCAUAAGCUUUAGCCAAAGUUGAAGUUCGAAGAAUCCGUUCAUGGGGGCUCGGGAAUAUGCUUAUAUGCAAGAACCCUCGUGAGUGUUAUCAAUAAUUUGGCACAUCCUGAGGGCAAGUAGCUAUAAGGACGACUUUUUAUAUUUAUGUUUUUGGUAAUGUCAAAUUUUAGGUCCUCGUGCUUUUCUUUAAAUCUCACCUAUAAAUCUGCAAAAGCGUAUCGAGUAACCUAGAGAUACGAGACGGUAGUUAAUGCGAUUAUUGGCGCAAAGGUAUUACAUGUACACAAUUCCCGAGUUGUCGAGUGACUCGCAAAUUAGAGAGAAAAAAAAAAAGUGAGAACAUCCAAAUGCUAUAUGUAACUAAAUAAUUGUAUAUUUAACUUAGAUUUAUUAACAGUACUCUAUCGAUUUAUUAUGAUUCGUAAUGUAUCGUAUGAGCGUUGCGUUAUGUAUAUAUAUAUUACCAUGGAAUAAAAUGAUGUACUCCAUUUUGUAAUUAAA